GUCAGGUCAUGCACCUCACGUACGUAGUACAUUCAAAUUGGGAAAAAAGUAGGCUUCCGAAACUCCCCUGGCCGCAUGACAACCCAUGUGAGCUGUGACAUGUUGCGACUGCGAGUAUUAGAGGCUUCAAUUCAUUGGAGGCUAGCUCUGACCCUGCUCGGAGAAGAAAAUCAGAAACACCAAAAACAAUACUAUACCAGCGAAGCGAAACUGAAAUCGUAUAUACUGGAGAAGUUGAUGAAGUUAGGAACUCAAGCGUGAAACUGAAUAUCCAUCUCUCCGAGCAGUUUCCGAACCGGUUUUGGAAAUAUAAAUGAAUCAAGUCAAAGUAACAGUGAUCGGAAGUGGCCGCAGUCCGCGGAGCAAAAAGGCGAUGCGUCGACGUGUAGCCUCGUUUCACUUUUGUACGUUGCUCAGGCAGCCUAGAAGUUGUUCAGCAUUUUCUUUCGUUGCGCAGAUCAAGGCCUCUGCUGCUCGUGUGCGUCGUUGUGGCGGUGAGGAGGGAGAAUGAUCAGAUGGAUGAUUUCACAAAUCGAGAUAGAGAUACAAAAAAAAACAAGAAAUAUCUUCACGUCAAGUGGCCAGUUCGCUUCGUAUAAAUUGUCCGUACUCGUGGGGGGAGGGUCUAAAACUAAAUCGCUUCACUUCUGACAAACGCAAAACUUUCACAUAGCCGGUGUGGCGGUGUGUACGUUAGGGUUGCCUGACUGUUGUGUUGACGGCGUCACGUCAAAUCAAAUCGCGCUGAAUGACAACUCAAAUAAAUAUCAAUACAGUGCUGCCACCAGUGUCAUCUCUAUACUUCAAAGAACAGAGCGUGAGUUCGGGAAUGUGAGGGAAGCUGAGGUCUAGAGAGGCUCCUCCUCGUAGACAUCCAUUGAAUCAAAGUUGCACCCGCCCCCGAUUCUGCUGCGCGUUCUUUGAUUGACCUUUCAAUUUAUGAAUCCCGAGUAUUCUCUAUCGUCUCCCCCUCGCCCUCUUCCCAGCGCUAUGUAUUCAUGCUCAUGGUAUAGCAGUUGGCUCUAAAGAGAAAUGUUCUUUUCGUAUUCUCUAGGAAUUUUUAAAAAUCUACUAUUGAGAGGGGAAAAAUUAACGACAGACCACACUUCAUCCAAGAAAUAAAGAUGUCUGCUACCCAGAAGAAGGUUGAGAAGAAAUCCGCCUCGGGCUAUGGAAUCGCGAUGCGCGGCAGCGUUGGAGCCUUGGCCGCUGUUGCCGACAUCGGCAACAUCCUGGGCGCUUCCGCGUACGACCAGUCGAAGCCCGAGGGGGGGGGGGGUGGCUUCACCCUGACCCCGGAGGGGGAGACGGAGGACACCGAUGUCUCCACCGCUGAUGCCGUCCACGGUAUUCAUGACAGCCUCUCGCAGUUGCUGUCUGAAGAUCGAUGGUUGGUGUUGUUAAUUCGUGUCUGUUGAGAGAAGUUGCAUGAAUCGCGUCUCUUCAUUGGAACAAGCUGCAGCUGUUGUUUCUUUUAAUCAGGUGCAUCUACCUCUGCCGCGGCAUCUGCCUUGCAGGCUCGCCCGGCCGUGACAGGUCCGGACGGGUACUGGUGCGAGUACAAGGCAGCAACCGGAAAAUGUGUCCUCGUCGCCCCCCCCGAGAAACUGCCGGAGGACACCCCCACCGCAGGCUUCUCUGGCAUUGUGGUCGAGCGAUGGGGAGGGCUGGAAGCCGCGGCAGCGUGCUGCACCGGCCCCGACGCCAACCCGAGAUGCGAGUGGAAGAGUGAUGCCUCCGACGGGACAUGCGCAUCGUAUAUGAGUUGGACCGUGGGUCAGGUGAACCGGUGGUCGAACCAGUACUGGCGUGGUUAUUCCGGGCGCUGAACCGACAGAGGAAGUGGGGCCGUCCAUUGGCGUUGUAGCCCGGAAAGUUCUCUGAAGCAAGUGUCAUCAAUUUAACGACGUAGGUCAUCUAUCUUUUGGAAUAACAAUUAGUGUCACCACUUGUAAUUUAGCAUCAUUCUUUCCCCGCGUCCCGUUGCUUCGCGAAGCACACGCAUCUACUCCUCGUCUAGCGACAAUAUUCGUCAGAUGUUGAUGCUGUUGUUGCCGCGUGCCGUCAGUCCGCUUUUUUGCGAAAAAUCAAACCGCACCUAGCCGAGUGUUUGGGGCGCCGCCUCUUCGAUGCUUUUUCGGUGUGACUGUACAUAAUUGCCAUUCUUUCCAGGCCGUCGCUUGAGAAGAUAGUACUUACCUUGCUCCCUAAACAGUAUAUUGACAAUAGCCACGUAAUGCCGAUGUUUGUUUGGGCGAGGUUCUUUACCGGAAGCCAAACUAUAGCCCAAAACAGGCCGUAAACGAAUCCGAUGUAAAAUAACUAAGCUCAAAGAAGAGCUAGUUAGAAAAUCAAAAAAAAAAUCGCUGGUCGGUUGCAGGCCCCGAGCAAGCCAACUGUUGUAGCCUCGCUCGUUUCACUUUUGUACGAUGGUCAGGCACCUACUCAGUUCUUGUUCACGUUCAGCCAUUUCAGUCGUGACGCAGGUCAAAGCUUCUGGCUCGUGUGCGUCACCUUAAAAAG
Messenger RNA from Amoebophrya sp. A120, 2523 nucleotides. The record is from the annotation of a GenBank genome assembly. NCBI's taxonomy places the organism in Eukaryota, Dinophyceae, Syndiniales, Amoebophryaceae.